UGAUUCCCCUUCGAAAGAGGUCACCAUGAAUCCCAUGGAUGUCAUUAAAGAAAAUGAAAGCUCUGAGGAUUCCGAUGUCAUAGAGCCACCAGCCAAUUUUAACUAUGAACCCGAACCACCGAAAUACGAUGAACCCUCUUCACAGGAGGGUAACAAUAUUGGCUACGACCCGAUUGAUGAAAGUUUGAAACAGGCACCAAAUUACCAGGACUUCAUACGCUACCCUUGGCCAUCACAAUUUUUGGGCUUCUCGGGUGUGCAACAAUGGCCACCACCAUUGCCAACCCAUCCACCAUCAUCCGUUUCCAAUUGGCCACCACCAUUGCCAACACAUCCACCAAAUCAUCAUUAUCCAACACAUCCUCCUUCGACCAUUGGAGGACAAUUUGUUCCAGCAACCACUAAGAGGCCGAUCACGUCACUGACUACCAAGCGUCCAACAUAUAGGCCAGUUGUGACGACAACAACCACCACCACAACAAGGAGACCACCAAGCUCCUCGGGAAGUGGUGUAUCGUCGAAUGGUUUACCUUUGCAGUGUGGCAUGAUUGGUCCCGAUCAGGAACGUAUUGUUGGCGGUACAAAUGCCAGUCCUAACGAAUUCCCAUGGAUUGCGGUUAUUUUCAAAUCGGGUAAACAAUUUUGUGGUGGCAGUUUGAUAACUAAUAGCCAUAUUUUGACCGCUGCUCACUGUGUGGCCAGAAUGACUUCUUGGGAUGUUGCUGCCUUGACUGUACACUUGGGUGACUAUAAUAUACGCACGGAUUAUGAAGUUCAACAUGUCUCACGCAGAGUCAAACGUUUAGUAAGACACAAAGGAUUUGAUUUUAGCACCUUGCACAACGACAUCGCAAUUUUGACACUAAGCGAACCGGUGAAAUUCACCAAGGAAAUCCAGCCGAUUUGUUUGCCUACCUCACCGGCCCAACAAAGAAGUUCCUAUAGCGGUCAAAUUGCCACAGUUGCAGGAUGGGGUAGCUUGCGUGAAAAUGGUCCCCAGCCAUCCAUUUUACAAAAGGUGCAAAUACCCAUUUGGAAUAAUGCCGAGUGUGCUGCUAAAUAUGGUAGAGCUGCUCCGGCGGGUAUUAUUGAGUCAAUGGUUUGUGCCGGUCAGGCUGCCAAGGAUUCGUGUAGUGGUGAUUCGGGUGGUCCAAUGAUUGUCAAUGAGGGUGGCCGUUAUGUCCAGGUUGGCAUUGUUUCGUGGGGCAUUGGUUGCGGUAAAGGACAAUAUCCCGGUGUUUAUACCCGAGUCACAUCUCUAUUGCCUUGGAUUUAUAAAAAUAUCAAAUAA
Molecule: messenger RNA, 1291 nt
Organism: Musca vetustissima
Lineage: Eukaryota; Metazoa; Arthropoda; Insecta; Diptera; Muscidae
Product: trypsin-1-like
Exons: 5
Coding region: 26-1291 (421 amino acids)
Biological process (GO): proteolysis
Molecular function (GO): serine-type endopeptidase activity
Source: RefSeq, a predicted model, not a curated record